CGCUGAUAAUGGAUUACUGUACAGCGAUGAAGAAAAGCCUGGUUAUCCUCACAGUUUAUAUUCAGCUAACAUCAGCAGUCUCCCACUCUCUGCAGUACAUCUACACUGCAGUUACACCAGGAAUAAACUUCCCAGAGUUCACUGCUGUAGGUCUGGUGGAUGAAGAGCAGAUUGAUUACUAUGACAGUUACAUCAGGAAGUUGAUCCCAAAGACAGUCUGGAUAAAGAAGAUUGCUAAUAAUGAUCCAGAGUACUGGAACACUGGGGCACGGGUUCUGCAGGCUAAUCAGGAGGUCUUCAAAGUCAAUGUGGGUAUUCUGAUGCAGCGCUUCAAUCAGACUGAAGGGGUACACACAGUUCAGAUGAUGUACGGCUGUGAACAGGACAGUAAUGGAAAUAAAAGCGGAUAUUGGCAGUAUAGCUAUGAUGGAGAAGACUAUAUCAGUCUGGAUGUGGAUACUCUCACCUGGACUGCAGCUAACGCUAAAGCUGUUAUUACCAAACACAAGUGGGAGGCGGUGGGUGAAGCCAAGUUCCAGAAGACCUAUUUGGAGAACAACUGUACUGAGUGGUUACAGAAGUAUAUGGAAUAUGGCAGAUCCACUCUGGAGAGGAAAGUCUCUCCUGAGGUGUCUCUGUUCCAGAAGGACUCUUCUUCUCCACUGGUGUGUCACGCUACAGGUUUCUUCCCCAAAGCAGUGAAGCUCUCCUGGCAGAAGAAUGGAGAGGAUCUGAAUGAGGAUGUGGAGCUCAGAGAGACGCUACCCAACCAGGAUGGAACCUUCCAGAAGAGGAGCAUUCUGACUGUCUCACCUGAGGAGCUGAACAAACACAACUACACCUGCAUCAUUCAGCACAGCAGCCUGGAGAAGAAGAUGGUGCUACAAGAAUUUGAUCUCAGAGUUCUUUUAGGUGAUUCAGAUGGAGGGUCAGAUGGCAUCUUCCUUGGUGCAGCCGUGGUUGUUCUCCUAAUCGUCCUCAGUGGCUGUGCUGGAUUUAUCAUUUGGAAGAACUCUGGUGAUUGAUAUGAAGUAACAAGAGAAAAGGAGAUGCCUUUUGUUAGGACGCUUGAAUCACACACUGGAAUUUAGCAUGUUGGAUUUGGAUACAUUACUGCCC
Pygocentrus nattereri (red-bellied piranha) is the source of this 1119-nucleotide messenger RNA. Its product is annotated as BOLA class I histocompatibility antigen, alpha chain BL3-7-like. Gene Ontology annotation, cellular component: external side of plasma membrane. The transcript is spliced from 6 exons. Bases 9 to 1025 code for a protein of 338 amino acids. The record is from RefSeq and is a predicted model, not a curated record. Gene Ontology annotation, molecular function: phosphatidylinositol-4,5-bisphosphate phospholipase C activity. Lineage: Eukaryota; Metazoa; Chordata; Actinopteri; Characiformes; Serrasalmidae. Gene Ontology annotation, biological process: intracellular signal transduction; immune response; lipid metabolic process.